CAAAGCUAGGUUGAAGGCAAUCGCAUUUGAAAAUUGGAAAAUGUCUAUGCAAAUGCUGAGAACCUUGUACACAGAUGUUGGGCACGUUAUACUUCAACGGCUGCGAGGCGGUGGCACUUUGAACAGCAAUACAUGUUGCGAUGGUGAGGCUUGCACGUGUCAUUCGCGAGCGAAAUCUCCAGUCCUUGCUUUCGCCUUGAAGGAUUGCCGCGAUCGAAUAAUUUGGGAAUAUCAUUGUCGAGAGUGCACUGUUGAACUAUGAAGAUUGAAUGGGCAUCUGAUUUCCAUCGAGAUGGCUCCAGGCGCAGUCAUCCAAUAGCUUCAACUAUGCACGGUUGGCUGGCAAAGAUGAGAGGGACUCUCGUUGGAAAUGAGAAACUUCGAAGCGAGGGAAUGCGAGAAAUGAGACAAGCCAAAGCCAAUCGAAAGCAUAGAAAGCAGAACAAAUCCCAAGGCAAAUCCUCUGCCAAAGGAGGAGGUUUCUCGCUGUUUGGAUCUGGGCGAAAGCCCGCUUCACAACAUAGAGGUUCUAGAAAUGUCACUCGAGGAGGGCACGGAAGUGGUGGCGGGAGUCGCCCAGCUUUACGACAGCAUAACAGUAGCAGCCAUCGCCUGGUGGGACAAACCUCUCGAAGAGGUUCAGGAGUUCAAUCGCGAGGCUCAAGAACUCCGACUAGGCCAGGGCCAAGCCGGAGAACGACAACUACCAGUCAGCAUCGCGGCACAACACCACGAAGGUCCAGUGGGCAUUGAUCGCAUGUGUUAUCGUUACUUCUGGACAUUGUUAGAUGUCAAUAAUUAUUCUCCUGCAUACUCACUGUACAACAUGACUUAUCGCAUCUACAUAUUUUCACUGUGUACUUUUCACGUCCAACUUGUAUACAAUUUCCUUUUAUGUCAACUGUUGUUACUACUAAUUAGAUUAUUCACCGUCGAGGUACAUAGAGAUCUUUGACUUGCAACUUCAAGAGA
Molecule: messenger RNA, 972 nt
Organism: Lentinula edodes (shiitake mushroom)
Lineage: Eukaryota; Fungi; Basidiomycota; Agaricomycetes; Agaricales; Omphalotaceae
Exons: 4
Coding region: 259-753 (164 amino acids)
Source: RefSeq, a predicted model, not a curated record